Molecule: messenger RNA, 1866 nt
Organism: Drosophila ficusphila
Lineage: Eukaryota; Metazoa; Arthropoda; Insecta; Diptera; Drosophilidae
Gene: Dic1
Product: mitochondrial dicarboxylate carrier
Exons: 3
Coding region: 291-1136 (281 amino acids)
Biological process (GO): thiosulfate transport; succinate transmembrane transport; malate transmembrane transport
Molecular function (GO): thiosulfate transmembrane transporter activity; sulfate transmembrane transporter activity; antiporter activity
Source: RefSeq, a predicted model, not a curated record
UCAGUCCGCUUUCGGUACUCAAACGUUUCGUUUCGUUUGCUUCCAGCCAGCAGCAAAAAAAAACCCUGACCAAUCCCCAUUUCCCGAAAACCCAACCAGUUUGUGUGGACAGCGAUGACGUACUAGAGUCUCGCUCUCUUUCUCUCUUUGUCUGGCUCUCUCCCUCUUUCGCGCUCCCUGGUGUGCCAAAAAUUAUAAACUUAUUAAAUAGUUUUCUUCGCGGAAGGCAGACAGCCCAACACAUCAGGAAAAACAGAGGCAGUGAUUCUUGUUCAAGUUAACAUUUUAAAAUGGACAAACACCAGAGGAAAGCGCGGUGGUAUUUUGGAGGGCUUGCGAGCGUUGGAGCCGCCAUGGUGACCCAUCCACUCGACCUUAUCAAGGUCACGCUGCAGACGCAACAGGGUCAUCUUUCGGUGGCGCAGUUGAUCCCAAAACUCGCCCGCGAACAGGGAAUACUGGUCUUUUACAAUGGACUCUCCGCCUCGAUGCUGCGCCAGAUGACCUAUUCCACGGCCAGGUUUGGAGUCUAUGAGGCUGGAAAGGAUUAUGUCAAGACUGACACCUUCGCCGGCAAGGUGGCACUGGCCGGAGCAUCUGGUCUCGUUGGCGGAAUAGUGGGCACUCCGGCGGAUAUGGUUAAUGUGCGAAUGCAGAACGACGUAAAACUUCCCCCGGAACAACGACGAAACUAUAAGAACGCCUUUGAUGGUCUGUUCCGAGUGUACCGCCAGGAGGGAUUCGCACGGCUCUUCUCCGGCGCCACCACAGCGACGGCCCGUGGAAUCCUGAUGACCAUCGGACAGAUCGCCUUCUACGAUCAGACGAAGAUCUACCUACUGGCCACGCCGUAUUUCCACGACAACCUGAUUACUCAUUUUACCGCCUCUUUGGUGGCUGGAACGAUAGCGACCACGCUAACUCAACCACUGGAUGUCCUGAAAACCCGAUCGAUGAACGCCAAGCCCGGAGAGUACUCUGGCCUCUGGGAUGUGGUGAAGCACACGGCGAAACUAGGACCUCUUGGCUUCUUCAAGGGCUAUGUACCGGCAUUUGUGCGACUGGGUCCCCACACGAUCAUCACCUUUGUGUUUCUGGAGCAACUGCGCAUCAACUUUGGCACCUCGCCGAGCUAGCCGAGAUCUCGAUCGAUUCCACAAAACAGGCUAUAAUUCUCCCAUGGCUGGCUGGCAGAUUUCCUCGAGCAAUGCUAACAUUCCAGCUGCAAUUCGUUCAUUACUGUACCGAACAUAACUAAGCUAUAGCCAGUUCCAAUUGUUAACCAAGAUGCUUUUAUGAUAGCCAAUUAUUUAGUGUUUUAGGCGUUUUAUGCCCGCAAACCCAACACUUAUUAGUUUUUAGUUUACCGGACUUGCUUAUUUGUAAAAAAGAUCAUUUUAAAGUUUUUCAUAUCGGUUUACGAUUUUUUCGUCGUAAAGAUUUAAAGUUAAUGUAAAAACUAAGUUGGAAUAUAAAAAAAAACAUCAAAGAGGUUUCAAGUUAAUAAAUAUUGAGUAAAAGCCUUAUGAUUUUAAAAAAAAAUAUAUUUUUUUUCUCUUUUUAUUGGUUGAUUAAAAUGUAGUAAGGUUUACAGGAUCAAAGUAAUAUUUUAAUCAGCAAUAUCCCAGCAUCUAAAACAAACUUUCAGUUAUUAUUAAGAGCAAUUGAAGGGAAGGUAGGGUAGUGAAUAUUUUCUGGAUGUACCCUUCUUAAUGUGGGCAUAUAAUAUUUUCAUUUGAUUUCAUUGUCAUUGUCGUGCUGUUUGCAAUUAAAUGUAAUUUGUUGAAAAUGGCUGAGCAUCUGCUUGUUGUUGCUUUAUGUGUUAAGACUGCCAUGCAAUAAUUGAAUAAAUCUAAAUGGAUGAAA